Menidia menidia (Atlantic silverside) is the source of this 1023-nucleotide messenger RNA. NCBI's taxonomy places the organism in Eukaryota, Metazoa, Chordata, Actinopteri, Atheriniformes, Atherinopsidae. The record is from the annotation of a GenBank genome assembly.
AUGUCUCACAUUAAGGAGUACAUCGACAGAGUGACCCGCGUUUAUGAGCGUUACACCGACUAUGUGAGGAGGAACCCCGCGGCCACGGCGCAGCUGGAGAGCACCGUGCGGACUCUGUCCUACCUGAUCGCAGGGAGGUUCGCAGAUUCCCACGAAUUAUCCGAACUGGUGUACUCGGCCUCCAACCUGCUGGUUCUGCUGAACGAUGCCAUCCUGCGCAAAGGCCUGCGGCGGGCCCUCCCCGUGUCUCUGUCCCAGCAGAGGCUGCUCACCUGGCUGUCGGUGCUGGAGCACCUGGAGGUGUUCCUGGAGAUGGGGGCGGGCCGGCUGUGGGGGGAGGCCGGCCGCUGGCUGGUGGUCGCGCUGGUCCACGUCUUAAAGGCGGUCUUCCGCUUCACCCUUCUUCUGGUCCACAAAUCGGGGCUGCAGACGUCGCCCCCCAUCGUCCCGCUGGACCGGAGCGCCGCGGCCGGGGGGGCCGGGGGGGAAGACGGCGGUGGCGAGCAGGAGGAGGCCGGCUGCUUCGUGGGUCAAAGGUCGGGGCGGGCCAUCCGGCCGCUGGGUAGCGCCCCCUCCCCGCGGGAACGGCUGUGGGGGGGCCCCCAGAGGAGCGGCCUGAAGGAGGAGCCGGACGGCCCGCCGGCGGCUCUGAGCCUCCAGGAGACGCUGGCCGAGUCCGUCUUCAUCGGACGGCCACUGGCGCACCUGCUCUGCCUCGGCCUCUGGGGGCAGCGGUCCUGGAAGCCCUGGCUCAUCUCGGGAGUCCUGGAAAUGUCCAGCUUCGCCGUCCUCCAGCAGGCGCGGUUCCAGAGCCGCUGGGAGCGGGCUGAGAUGAGGAGGCGGGGCUUCCUGCUGCUCUACUACCUCCUGCGCUCGCCUUUCUACGACAAAUACUCAGAGAAGAAGAUCCUCCUCCUGCUCCGCCUGCUGGCCGAGAACGUCCCCGGAGUCGGGCUGGUGGCCCGCCCUCUGAUGGACUACCUCCCCUGCUGGCAGAAGAUCUACUUCUACAACUGGGGCUGA